AAGAGACUGUAUAUCUACAAACCCAGACUCCUUCUCUCUCUCCCCUAAAAGAAAUCCUCAGUAUUUUUUUCCGCAUCCAUCUGUAUGUAUAUUUUGCUUGAUUGAUUGAUAAUUGCACGGCUGCUGGGCGGCUACGGCGGAUCGAAAGCAACCAAGAAAGCCACCAGAGCCUACCCAACCCAUUAAACUGCUUACUCUCACUGUUCUUGUGAUUGGGGGAGGGUGGCUAGUCCUACUUAAAAUGGUUGGAUGGCAAAUCUGUCCAAUAAGAUUGGGCGGCUAAUACGCCACUGAGGGACCUGCCGACAACAACGCCACUUUGUCCUUUCGUCAUCGCAUCGUGAAACCCAAUGCCCUGGCGAUUUGAACGCUGUCAAUUCUCGUAUUCCACGUGCUUGGAAGGUACUCGUGGAUAAAAGUAGCGCCGCGCCGUUGUCAAUCACUUCCACGGUUCAAGACUAACCCCUCUAGAUAGCCAUAAUGUCCACCUCCCGCGAAGAUUCCGUCUAUUUGGCUAAGCUCGCCGAGCAAGCCGAACGUUACGAAGAAAUGGUCGAAAACAUGAAGGCCGUUGCCUCUUCCGGCCAGGAGCUCUCCGUUGAAGAACGUAACUUGUUGUCUGUUGCCUACAAGAACGUUAUUGGUGCCCGCCGUGCCUCCUGGAGAAUUGUCUCCUCCAUCGAGCAGAAGGAAGACUCCAAGGGUAAUGAGGCCCAGGUCUCUUUGAUCCGCGACUACCGCUCCAAGAUCGAGGCGGAGUUGUCCAAGAUCUGCGAAGACAUCUUGUCUGUUUUGACCGACCACCUCAUCCCAUCUGCCCAGUCAGGCGAAUCCAAGGUCUUCUACUACAAGAUGAAGGGUGACUACCACAGAUACUUGGCCGAGUUUGCCAUCUCUGAGAAGCGUAAGGACGCCGCCGACUUGUCUUUGGAGGCCUACAAGGCUGCCUCUGACGUUGCUGUCACCGAGUUGCCACCAACCCACCCAAUCCGUUUGGGGUUGGCUUUGAACUUUUCCGUCUUUUACUACGAAAUCUUGAACUCCCCAGACCGUGCCUGCCACUUGGCCAAGCAGGCCUUCGACGAUGCCAUCGCCGAGUUGGACACCUUGUCUGAAGAAUCCUACAAAGACUCCACCUUGAUCAUGCAAUUGUUGCGUGACAACUUGACCUUGUGGACUUCUGACAUGUCUGAGUCCGGUCAGGACGAGUCUGCUCAUGCGCCAGCUGAAGACAAGUCCGAGGCUAAGCCUGAACAAGAGUAAAUUUCGAAUACAUAUGUCUAUUAAACAAAAUCCAAAAAAAAAAAAGCAACCCCUUCCAGGAAUUGGAAAAGUGGUUCGCUUUUUCAUCCAUGCAAAUGGAAUGGGCGGUCCCCGUC
This is a messenger RNA of Babjeviella inositovora NRRL Y-12698, 1379 nucleotides long. RefSeq names its product 14-3-3 family protein (gene BMH1). The transcript has a single exon. Gene Ontology annotation, biological process: signal transduction. The record is from RefSeq and is a predicted model, not a curated record. Gene Ontology annotation, cellular component: cytoplasm. NCBI's taxonomy places the organism in Eukaryota, Fungi, Ascomycota, Pichiomycetes, Serinales. Bases 481 to 1263 code for a protein of 260 amino acids.